This is a messenger RNA of Schistosoma guineensis, 994 nucleotides long. NCBI's taxonomy places the organism in Eukaryota, Metazoa, Platyhelminthes, Trematoda, Strigeidida, Schistosomatidae. The record is from the annotation of a GenBank genome assembly.
GUUGUUGGAGUGGGCGUUAUGAAAGUUGUGUGGUACCUGGCUAGGCGUGUAGUCAUGUGAUAGUACUGACAGAUGAAACAUAACAGCAUCUCCAGGAUAGAAGCUUCAGAUUUAGGCGUCACAGCCUCGAAGAGAAGAUUCCUUCCAAAUAUAUCCAAGGCCUUAAAUAAAUCUCGUCAAAAUGACACUACUAAUAGAUGUCCAAGGCAAGAUGUCCCCAAAACUCGUCCAGAACCAAGGUCAACUAGGUCCUAUCAAAACGAUACUCAGCGUUCGGGAUGCCAAAGUACAAGACCACAAUUUGUUCACAGUUAUUCAAUCUUUGAAACUGGAAUAGGCUGUAUCACUAAACCAGAUAGGAAUACUGUUGAGCUAUGUGAAACAAAAGAAGCUGUUUUGCCACAGACUGAGGCCAUGGAGUUUGCUGAAACAGAAUCCAACUUAAAUCCUCUCAAUCAAUGUGAAGCAUUUGUAACAGAUAUUAAACAAUUAUUUAAAAAUCCUCCAAUUAUAAUGCAUGAUUCUGCUGCUGGUCAAGAGUUUGAUUUAGAUCCUUUUAGAGAUUUGGAUUUAUCUGAUGGAUGGAGUUCUAAAUUUCCGUUUGAUUUAUUCUCCGAUGUUACUACUUCAGGCAGACUAUUUACCUUACAACUACCAGAUAAAUUGUUACCACCGGAUAAUGAGGAAAUAAAAGAAGGUUUAUUCGGGAAAAUACAAUUAUUAGAUAAUCAAGUAGUUCGUCUAGUUGUUGGUGAUGCUCGAUUCAAUUUAUCUUGUCCACGUCCAUUGCCUAUAGCUUCUGAUGUUGUACUUGUGAAUCAGGAUAAUCCUGAGGUCAUUUGUUUGGAGUGUAUAGGUCAUGUAGAACAAACUAUGGCAGCCGUUCCUGACUUGGAAACUUAUGUACAGUUGGGCAAAUAAAUUGUCAAUCUACGUUAAAACUGUACAUAUAAGCAUUCAAUUAAGUGUACAAAUAAAUGUCUGCUGUUUAUCA